ACACUGACGAACCAUGAGAUUCUGGACUGAAGUGGCUUCACCUGCGGAAUCCUCCGGCUGUGUUUUAGCUCGGAAUCAAACGCGACUGGCGUUCGUUCAGGGCGCGUUUCUGAGCCCAUGGCCAGAGGAAUGACUCGCCCUUCUGUAAAACUCCUCACAACUUUACUCGCGUGCUUGAUAGAAAUGCACAACUUCAGGAUAACGGCAGGAAAAGAGUACGAGAGAAUAACGGGACGUGAAUCUACAUCUGCGAUGUCUCCCUCGGAUUUCCUGGACAAACUGAUGGGCAGAACGUCAGGUUACGACGCACGGAUAAGACCCAAGUUUAAAGGUCCUCCUGUGAACGUCACGUGUAAUAUAUUCAUCAACAGCUUCGGCUCAGUGACAGAAACCACUAUGGACUACAGGGUGAACAUCUUCCUGCGGCAGAAGUGGAACGACCCUCGGCUGGCCUACAGCGAGUAUCCCGACUCCUCUCUGGAUCUGGACCCGUCCAUGCUGGACUCCAUCUGGAAACCAGACCUGUUCUUCGCCAACGAGAAGGGAGCCAACUUCCACGACGUCACGACGGAAAACAAGCUCCUGAGGAUCUUCAAGGAUGGGACCGUCCUGUACAGCAUCAGGUUGACGUUAAUAUUGUCCUGCCCGAUGGAUCUGAAGAACUUCCCGAUGGACGUACAGACCUGCACCAUGCAGCUGGAGAGCUUCGGCUACACGAUGAACGACCUGAUCUUCGAGUGGCUUGAUAAAGGUCCGGUUCAGGUCGCCGAGGGUCUGACGCUACCGCAGUUCAUCAUCAGAGACGAGAAGGAGCUGGGCUACUGCACCAAACACUACAACACAGGUCACUCAAAAGUAAAUAAGUCUAUACUGGUUUCCUCCUCUGCUCCUGUGCAGGUUUCCUAUGUGAAGGCCAUAGACGUCUGGAUGGCGGUGUGUUUGCUGUUCGUCUUCGCCGCUCUGCUGGAAUACGCCGGCGUUAACUUCGUCUCCAGACAGCAGAAGGAGUUUCUGCGGCUGAAACGAAGACAGAGACGAAAUCAGAAGGAGGAGGAAUUACAGGACGGCCGUCUACAUUUCUCCGGAUAUAACACCGCGUCCUGCGGGAACGUGAAGGACGGGACGACGGUCAACACGCAGACCAACGCCAAUCCGCCGCCGGCCGUCCCGAAGGACACAGACGUGAACCGCAAGAAGUUUGUGGACCGAGCGAAGAGGAUCGACACCGUAUCACGCGCCGCCUUCCCUCUGGCCUUCCUCAUCUUCAACGUCUUCUACUGGAUCACCUACAAGAUCAUCCGACACGAGAGCGCCGGCAAAACCUGAUGCAGACACAAACACUGGGGAUAAU
Messenger RNA from Sinocyclocheilus rhinocerous, 1351 nucleotides. Its product is annotated as glycine receptor subunit alpha-2-like. Gene Ontology annotation, molecular function: transmembrane signaling receptor activity; transmitter-gated monoatomic ion channel activity; glycine binding. The transcript is spliced from 8 exons. Gene Ontology annotation, biological process: monoatomic ion transmembrane transport. Lineage: Eukaryota; Metazoa; Chordata; Actinopteri; Cypriniformes; Cyprinidae. Gene Ontology annotation, cellular component: plasma membrane. Bases 118 to 1326 code for a protein of 402 amino acids. The record is from RefSeq and is a predicted model, not a curated record.